Messenger RNA from Bipolaris maydis ATCC 48331, 354 nucleotides. RefSeq names its product heterokaryon incompatibility protein-domain-containing protein. Lineage: Eukaryota; Fungi; Ascomycota; Dothideomycetes; Pleosporales; Pleosporaceae. The record is from RefSeq and is a predicted model, not a curated record.
GCUCUUUCAUACGAUUGGUGUGGCCCGGUCUUUGACCACGCGAUUAUAUGCAAUGGUAAAAGGCUUGAUAUCAAUGCCUCGUUAAAUGCAUGCCUUAAGCGCCGCAGAAGCGACUGGGUUGAGAAACCGGAGUUUCUUUGGGUUGACGCUAUUUGCAUUAACCAGAUGGAAGCAACGGAGCUGAAUCAACAACUAGUAUCAAUGGACGACAUCUACAGGGGCGCACUGAUUGUCUUCAUUGAUUCCGGAGACGCGCCAAUGGAGUAUUCUGUCGGUUACGACUUGACGCUUCGAAUUUGCGUGGUCAGGAAAAUGCUAGAUGAGCGUGUGGAGGAUUUAGUUGAUGAGCAACUG